AUCCACAGAUCCACCGAUUCGCUGCUUCUUUCCGAACCCAACACGCAGAGAUUUACUUUUUUUUUAUCUCGGCUGUUUUUCUUUUUUGGCCCCAACGCCCCACUUCCCGCUCACACACACACGCACACGCGACAGAGACAGCAUGAGGCAGCCAAGUAGACAGCACAUCCUGGCGAUCCUCGUCCUCGGCAGCGCCGCCUGCCUCAUUAGCGCCGUUCCGCUCCCCCAGCCCGCCGGCAACUCGGAACUGGACGUCCUGCAGAUCCCGCUGGCCAAUGGCAAGGAAAUCGAUGUCUUGACAUUGGGCGCCAAAGACCAAGAAACAUUGAUAGCCGAUCGCAAUAAACGGACGAUUGGACUGCUGCGCGAACUGUUCCCCGACAUCACCAAGAAUGGAGCCACCGAUACCCAGAUCGACUUGUCGGCCAUCAACAAGCAGUUGGAGGAGACGAUCCGAGUGGCCCGCCAGGUGAAGGAGGCGGAGGCAGCCGCCGCCGCAGUGGCCGCCCAGUCCCUGUCCCCAUCCUCGUCCGCCUCCUCCUCGCCCAUUGCCCAGGCGCCCAUUCCCCUGAAAUCGAACAACGAGCCCAUCCAGCUGAGCUUCAACAACGAACUGCCCAGCGGAACCCCGAGUGCCGGUGUGGAUAACAAGGCCCUGAGCACCAACGAUCUCCAGCUGUCCGAGUCCAAGUCGCCGGCGAUCGAUGAGCUGACCCUCGACUCCGCGGAGGAGACAGCCGACUUGGACGAUCGCAACAAGAGUAAUCUGUUCAAAAGGUUCCUCAGCUUCGGCGGUGCGGGUCUGGCCGGUGGCUCCAGCGGCGGUGCAGGUGGCUCGCCCGGCGGUGGCAAUGCCCUGGGAGCCGGAGGCUCCGGCAACUUCCUUCUGGAUGUGGUGAGGCUCUUCUCGGGCAGCGUUCAGACCCAGCAGGGCGAUGAGGCGGCCAACUCUGUGGGCGGCGGUGCCAGCAUCAGUAGCAGUGGCAGCCUGGGCGGCGACGGGGACGCGGAUGGCGACAGCACCCGCAACGCCGACGGCUACACCGAGGGCAUUCCCGGCCCAGUCACGCGCCUCGUCGUGCUGGCCAACCGCGGUCUGGCCAAUCUCGUCCAGGACUUGAUACUGCGCGUUGCGGCCACUAGCGAGAAGUUCGUGAACUUCAAGGCCAAGCUGAUAACGGCGCUGAUCUAAGGUCAAGGGUCAAGGUCAGCACCGGCCACGCUCCCUCGCCCGAAUUAGUCAAGUCACCAACCUGUACAGAGUCAAAUGCAGCAGAUCACCCUCUCUAUCUCGCUCCCCCACCCCACGUCUGUCUCUCUCUCUCUCUGUCUCCCCCUAAGCCCCCUACCUCCCCCCGCCCACACACACCCACACGCCCCCUCACUCACACGGAGACAAUUUUGUUGUGCAUCAUUCGAUCAAAGAAAAUUUCCCGGCAAUUUCAACAUAUUUUUUUUAAAUUUUUAGCAAAUUUUUUUAUAACAAAACAAAACACAAAAAAAUCAUAAAAUUAUAAGCAAAAUUGCAAAAAAAAAACAAAUCAAAGAAUUUUAUUUAUAUAUAUCAAUAAAACAAAAAAAUUAAAAAUCGAAAGUAUGACAUUAAAAUGUCUAUAUGUAUAGAAGAAGAAGAAACGCCUGAUACAAUUAUUCCUGCCCUAGUGCUAAAUCUAUUUUCCCAAAUCUCCUCCCCCAAUUUCCAACGGCUUUUGUAAAUAUUUUGCUAUUUGCAAAUAGCACUUUUCCGCCCACCACUUUUCCUGAUCUUUUUUCCUUAAUUUGUAUUUUCCAUCCAAUUCCCUUCUCUCUUUUUUGUGUAUAUUUUGUGUUCUAUUAAAAAAAUCAUGACUGUGGUGUUUUAUUUACUAUUAUUUUUAAUUAUUUUAAACGAAAACGAAACGAAGAUGAAGAAAGGAGAAAAAUGAGUAAGAAAGGACGCAGAAAACCCGUCAAGUUUCUAUUAGAAGAAAUUUAGCCGAGCCUAAUGUUUUUUUUUAUUUGCUGUUGUUGGUCAAAGAGCCCCUUAAAAAAACACCCACACUACCACUGAAGCAUACUCACACAUACAUACACAUAUAUACCAUAUAAACCGCGAUCCGAUAUGCCUAUUAUAUAAUAUAUAGAUCCUUGUUCUUGUUCGACAUCCCUGUGUCCCCUGGAUUUGUUUGUAACUCCCCCAUUUAAUCCUAAGCGAAUUGUGUUUUUCUCACUAUGAUUUUUUUCUAGCCUAGCUAAGUGAAACUUUCGAAAAAUGUGUAUAAAAUAAAAGUAAAAUGAUUUUAAA
Messenger RNA from Drosophila takahashii, 2284 nucleotides. RefSeq lists its product as uncharacterized. NCBI's taxonomy places the organism in Eukaryota, Metazoa, Arthropoda, Insecta, Diptera, Drosophilidae. The record is from RefSeq and is a predicted model, not a curated record.